UGCAUGGGGCAUGAAGAUAGAAGGAUAGUGGUAUAUGAUCUAGACCAUCUUUCGUUAAUAUAAAAUAAGAACUCUACGCGGAUUACCUAGCCCAAUCAGAAAAGGAAAUCCGUUAAGCACGGAUUAUACGUCCUCUUAAGUUAAUAUCGAGGUAUUUAUUGAUGGAUACACGAGGAGAGGGAAAAUGAAUUAUGAAGCUCCCCACGGGCGUUGAUAAGUUUAAAAGGAGCUGAAAUCCUCAGAUUUCUCCGAAACCGAUCGACAACGAUUUUUGUCAAGUGUGGACUGAUCUUUGCCUGUUGGUCGAUCAUCUAGAAGCCAUCUGUGCGUAAAACGCAUUGACGAUAAACUAAUCCGCCUAGGCUUUAUAGUUGUCUCAUACAUCAUGCAUAUUCGUCGUUUUACUUGUACACUGCUCUUCUCAGCAGCAGUCGCUGCUCCAAUCGCUUCUGAUGAGACUUCUGACUCGCUCUCCCAGCUAGAUGAUCUACUUAGCCAAGCUAGGUCAACCCAAGAGGAUAUCCUGGAUGACAGAGCCGCUAGUAACGAGAAGAGAUCACAAACAUGUACUAUCCAGAACCUCACAAUACGCCGCGCUUGGGGUGCCCUUAGUCAAGAUGAACGGAAGGCAUACACUUCUGCCGUCCUAUGUCUCCAAUCUCUUCCCGCAAAAACACCUACCAAUUUAGUUCCCGGUGUGAGAUCAAGAUAUGACGAUUUCGUCGCCACUCACAUAAAUCAAACAUUAAACAUCCACUACUCUGGUACUUUCCUCGCGUGGCAUCGAUGGUUCACCUGGACGUAUGAACAGGCCUUGAAAAAUGAAUGUGGUUAUACUGGCUCUCAGCCAUACUGGAACUGGGGUCUCUACGCGAAGGAUCCGGCAUCGUCGCCAAUUUUCGACGGUGGCGAGUACAGCAUGUCCGGAAAUGGUGAAUAUAUCGCCGGAAAAGGACCCCUGACCUUAACCCUUGGCGAUUACCCACCUGUAUAUCUGCCUCCAGGGACCGGGGGUGGGUGUGUGACAUCCGGCCCCUUCAAGGAUAUGCAGGUGAAUCUAGGCCCUGUCAGCCUCCCACUAAAUGACGGUACCGUCAUUACAGGGUCAGGACUCGAAUACAAUCCUCGAUGUCUGAAACGAGAUAUCUCCGCCGGUGUUAACUCCGCAUACGCAAAUGCUACCUCCAUUGUUGAACUCAUCCUAAAACAAAACAACAUUGCGGAUUUCCAAUUAACCAUGCAGGGAGUACCGGGCUCCGGCUCGAUAGGUGUCCACGGCGGUGGUCAUUAUACCAUUGGAGGUGACCCUGGUAGUGAUGUAUUUACCUCACCAGGCGAUCCGGUAUUCUAUUUACACCACGGUAUGAUAGACCUAGUCUGGUGGACGUGGCAAAUACUCGAUUACAAGAACCGUCGCAAUGCCAUCGCGGGCACUGGGACAUUUUUGAAUAGUCCACCAUCCCCAUCCACGACUUUAGACGACAUAAUUGAUCUCGGAUAUGCUGGAGGAGGUCCCAUUACGAUGAGGGAAUUGAUGAGUGUUAAUGAUGGUCCAUUCUGCUAUACCUACAUAUAAGGGAUGGUCAGGACGGUAUAAAAUCGCGCAAGAUGUAAGAAGUACAUAGGUUUAUGAAAUAUUCCUGAUGACGUAAGUUGGGUUAGUCACCGAGGCUUUCGUGAUUAGAUAAUCAAUGAG
Hypoxylon trugodes is the source of this 1696-nucleotide messenger RNA. Its product is annotated as Di-copper centre-containing protein. Lineage: Eukaryota; Fungi; Ascomycota; Sordariomycetes; Xylariales; Hypoxylaceae. Bases 386 to 1576 code for a protein of 396 amino acids. The transcript is spliced from 4 exons. Gene Ontology annotation, molecular function: oxidoreductase activity. The record is from RefSeq and is a predicted model, not a curated record.